GUGAGAAAACCUUCCAGAAGAAGCCGUGACGAGAGGAUCUGAAGCAUGGCAUGCCCAAAAUUCAAGCCGCUGUUCUUCCUCACCUUCAUCACGGGUCUGGUCGAGUGUCUAUGUUUCGCUGGAGUCAUCUUCGGAUGGGCAGCCCUGGUUUUCGUCCUGAAAUCAGAGGGCUACUUUGAGUCAUCGUGUGUCAACAUCACAAGUGCCAACGGAACACAGACCCUGGAUUGCAGAGCUCAGGACGAGCAAUUCUCACUGGUCUUCACCAUCGCAUCCUCCUUAAAUAGUUUCUUUACACUGCCCUGUGGAAUUUUUUUCGACCGUUUCGGGACCCUGGUGACUCGGAUCUGUGCCAUAUGUGUUUACACUGGGGGCAUGUUGAUGGUGGGCCUCUCAUCUCCAGUGCUUGCCAUCCUGCUGUUCCCAGCAAUGUGCUGCAUUGCGAUCGGUGGAGUUCUGAUCCUGAUCUCCAACAUUCAGGUUGGGAAUCUUUUUGGCCCUCGACGCUUCACCGUCAUCACUCUCUACAACGGAGCGUUUGACUCUUCAGCAGCUCUCUUCUUCGUCCUAAAGCUCAUUCAUGAAUCUGGGAUCUCCUUACACCAUCUCUUCCUGUUUGUAGCCGCCUGCAGCGUCAUUCCUCUGCUCAGAACGUUUUUCCUGUUGCCCAGACACUUUAUUCCACACCCAUUGCCAGAGAACUACACAUUCAGAUCACCCUGCUCUGCACGCAAGUCACAGACGGCUGAACAGUUGAAGGAGGAGCCUGCUGUACCAGAGAUUCCUGAAAAAACGUUCCGAGAAUGUGUUCUAUCAAGGCUGUUUUUGCUCCACAUCAUCUGGUUGUCGGUCAUGCAGCUCAGACAUUUACUGUUCAUCGGCACGCUGAACCCCAUGCUGCUCCGUCUGACUGAGGGAGAACCCUCACUAGUGAGCGAGUAUAUCAACGCGUUUUCAAUCACCCAGAUGUGCGGCGUGUUGUGUGCUCCAUGGAAUGGACUCAUCAUGGACAGACACAAGGGCAAGCCUCGAGCUGAAGGGAUGAGUGAGCAGGAGGCUGAUCUCAACUCUUCUUGGCUCUCGCUGCUCCUGACGGCGCUGCAGUGUUUGCUCUUCUCACUGUGCGCGUCCAUACCGUCUCUUCCUCUCCAGUACCUCACCUUCAUCCUGCAAGUGCUCAAUCGCUCUUUUCUGUACGGCGGCAACGCAGCAUUCCUCAGUGUGGCAUUCCCCUCAUACCACUUUGGAAAACUGUUUGGUCUGGUCAUGAGUGUGUCCACCGUAGUUUCUCUGCUACAGUACCCCUGUUUCACUAUUGUGGAGGAUGUUCUGGGUGGUGAGCCUUUAUAUGUCAACAUUGGUCUGACCGUUCUCAGCCUGCUGGCCUUCGUUCACCCUCUGUCCGUUUACCUGCACUGUCGAAAACUCAUUCCUCAGCGAGCAGCAAACAAGGCACAAGGCCUAAAUAUACUGGGGUUUUAACGUGGAAAAAAUACUUCUCAUCUGCACUUGUUCACUUAAAAUCUUUUCAGGUGAUUGGCGUGCUAGUUGUUGGGUGAUAUGAUGGCAACUCGGUUUUGUUUCUUUCCCAAAGCAAAUGAUUCUAAUAAAGUUGGCUAUAUACUAAAGAUUCCCAACUUUCACCACCUGCUGGAGAAUCAAUGCCAGUGCGACAUUCAGAUCUUGUAAAUAAAGCAGCUGAUCAACAUGUUUAGGAGAGAAAAAUAAUGUCGUCUGAAAUGUGAAAACAUUUGGCUUUACAAAAGGAUUUUUUGGAUGAUGAACAUGUGCUUGCAUCGAUUUAUUGUUUUCUUGUCAGUUGUUUUCAUACUGAAGUAUAUUUCUAUG
This is a messenger RNA of Synchiropus splendidus (mandarinfish), 1848 nucleotides long. RefSeq names its product equilibrative nucleobase transporter 1-like. Gene Ontology annotation, molecular function: transmembrane transporter activity. The transcript has 12 exons. Bases 46 to 1482 code for a protein of 478 amino acids. The record is from RefSeq and is a predicted model, not a curated record. Gene Ontology annotation, biological process: transmembrane transport. Lineage: Eukaryota; Metazoa; Chordata; Actinopteri; Syngnathiformes; Callionymidae.